Messenger RNA from Centropristis striata (black sea bass), 2100 nucleotides. Its product is annotated as midnolin-like. The record is from RefSeq and is a predicted model, not a curated record. Gene Ontology annotation, cellular component: nucleus. NCBI's taxonomy places the organism in Eukaryota, Metazoa, Chordata, Actinopteri, Perciformes, Serranidae. Bases 213 to 1610 code for a protein of 465 amino acids. The transcript has 7 exons. Gene Ontology annotation, molecular function: protein binding.
GCGUCUGUCAAAGCCAGAAAGAGGAACUGCAAGUCUGUUGUGGCGAAAAAACGAUCUGUAAUUUUAUUCCUUCAAGUUCAAAGCUGCUUUAUGGUGUCCGCUGAGGAAUGAGGAGCAAGAUUAAAAAGAUAAACCCCGUCGCAUCUCGCCUCAAUUCAACCGCGCUACCACAAUCUGGUUUAGAUUUGAAGCUUUUACAGUAAAUCAGCUGAAUGGAGCAGCAGCGGGGCCUCUGUAGCUUCACCCCGGGAGAGUCUGCUGGCUGCAGGGCUGGGGUCUCCGCCGGUCAGCCCGCCAUGCGUUUGUCCAUCACGUCGACCACCGGCAGUCCGGUGGAGCUCAGUGUCCCCCGGGGAGAGACCGUGGAGGGACUGAGGACACACAUCUCCCACAAACUCAGACUGCAGACAGACAGAAUCGUGCUGUUGUACAGAGACAAGCAGCUGACUGCAGGCAAACUGUUGGACCUGGGUGUAACAGAUGGAAGCAAACUGACCCUGGUCCCUGCUAUUGAAGCUGGUUUAGUGUGCUCCACUGCCAGAACUGAGAGAACUAUGAUGGACGUCUUGGAAAGUUUAUCAGAAGCCCAGAUCAGUGACUUCUUGUCCGGGCACACGCCUCUGACCAUUAACCUUGGAAUCGGUGCCCACAUGAUGUAUGUGCAGCUCCAGCUGUCUGCACAGAACGUGGCGGAGCUGCAGCAGCACCGGGACAUGAGAGCCGGGAGCAGCGGCGAGCUUCAAACCGGCCUGUCCACUGCCGCCAGGAUGAGCCACCCUGACUCCUCCACAGGAUCCACCUCCUCCUCCGCUUCCCAAACCUCGACUCUAUCCCCAGAUUCGAUCGAACUCAGUGCUCAAAGACCCAGGACUUCCUUUAACUCAGCAGCUCCCACUUCCCACUCACCCACUGCUGCCCCUCCACAUCAGUCCUGUCCUCCCCACUCUACACGCACAUCUCCUGCUCCUUCUACCCCGUCUUUGCCUUCUGGUUGUCCACAUGCCAGCUGUCCACUACCAGCAGCCACACCCGUCUGUUCACCUGCUCCUGCUGGCGCCAUUCCUGCACCCCGGAGCCCAGCGCCAGCCUCCACUUUCAAAGAGAGUAGCGUGCACACCUCAUCUACUGCAGAGCUGUGUAAGCAGCCAGGAGCAGUCAUAGAAAGUUUUGUCAGCCAUUCUCCGGGCGUAUUCUCCGGGACUUUUUCUGGCACUCUGGCUCCUUGCAGUCAGACUAGCAUCAGCCAUCCUCGACGAGGCAUCAGCAUCAUUCUCCAGAUCCUGAACGACCUGCUCAGAGCGGCCUGCCACCACCAGGGGGCUCAGCCUGCCCCUCCUCCUCUCCGCUGUCCUGACUCGAACCCUCCAGCUGGCCCGCUGCUCACUGCAGAGGAGCCAAGCAAAGCAAAGAGCAAAACACUGCCGACCCAGAGACCAGACCUCAGUACAACUCCAGGUGAGUCCCUCUGCUCGUCCACACAGGAGAAUCAAACAUUGCACUGUAAGCUAGAGCGCCUUCAGUUUUUGAUGCAUCAGAGGCGUCUUCGCAGACGGACUCGCAGGAACUCACAAAGGUCUCACCCAUACCAGCAUCAUCACAAUCGUCCCUAGUCUCCUGGACAGAAAAGAUCCAGUCACUGUGAUCGUAGUGGCAGCUCUCUGCUGACCAAAAGAAGAACCAUCUUGGAACUCAAAGCUGACCUCUGAACUUGUGGACCAGGUGACAUAACAGCAGAGUGAACUCAGAUGCUUUGUUGAUAUUUAUACAAAGAAUGUAGAAUGUAAGCCCUAAAGGUCCUGUGACUGUCUCUGUGCUGAGCAUGUUAUUCCAUCUGAGUCUGUCCUUCAAUGUCAACGGCUAUCAUUGCUAUGUAGCAUACCCCACAAGAUGUACAUUUUCACGUUCCACGUUGGUGUUUGUACAAAGACCUCUUACCGUGUGUUUCUUUAUGUUUUCCAAUGCCUUAAAUGUCUUGAAUGUAGACUGUAUGUUCUGUUCUGUGCAGAGGAUGUUCCUCCAAAAUGUUUCCUUUUUGCAAUAUGAAAGUGUAAACACAAAGAAGGAAGGAAAAGAAUAAAGCAAAACAUAAAAGAAAGUGGA